AGCCAUUUGUCGAUCUGGUGUUGCGAUGAAGUUGGUGCUACUUAGUUUGUGCUGCUGCCUGGGGGCGUUGAGCGCGCUGGGGGCAGUGAUUAAGCCCUACGAGCACCCGGAGCUAAACUACCAUGAGCGCAUUGGCUUUCCGCUCGCCGAAGCCCUCAAGAAGGCGGAGCUCGCGUCCGACUUCGACGGCGGUAGGAUCAUCAGUGGCUCGCAGGCCGCACUCGGCGCCUACCCUUACAUGGCAGGCUUGAUUAUGACGAUGCAGAACGGGCGUGAUUCCGUCGGCGGAGGUACUCUGAUAAGCAACACGCGGGUUCUGACCGCGGCCCACAACUUGCGCAUUGAGCCAGAGUUAGUGCGCCACGUGACCGUCGUGCUGGGCUCUGUGCGCAUCUUCUCCGGGGGAACCAGGAUCGUCUCCAACAGGAUGGAACUGCACGCCAACUACAAUCCCCGCAACUUACACAACGAUAUCGCCAUCAUCACAAUCAACAGGGUCAACUAUAGCAACAACAUCCGAAACAUCGCGCUGGCGUCGGGCAGCAACACGUACGCUGGCGUGUGGGCCUGGGCCGCCGGCUUCGGCAAGACCCGGGACGCGUCGGCGGCGAGUCCGAACCUGAUGCACGUGCGCGUGCAGGUGAUCACCAACGACGCGUGCCGCGCCGCUUUCUCUAACAGCAACUCUGUGAUCGCGUCCACGCUCUGCAUCAGCGGCGCUACAGGCAACAUCUGCACCGGCGACUCCGGCGGCCCGCUUGUCGCCAACAACCGGCUCAUCGGGGUGACGUCAUUCGGCUCAGGGCAGUGCGAAGCGCGCCGCCCCUCCGGAUUCGCUCGCGUCAGCUCCUUCAACUCGUGGAUCAGAGCGCGCAUGUGAUACUUCAAAUUGCAAAAAUAAAUGACUGUUUAAUU
Molecule: messenger RNA, 915 nt
Organism: Papilio xuthus (Asian swallowtail)
Lineage: Eukaryota; Metazoa; Arthropoda; Insecta; Lepidoptera; Papilionidae
Product: collagenase-like
Exons: 5
Coding region: 26-880 (284 amino acids)
Biological process (GO): proteolysis
Molecular function (GO): serine-type endopeptidase activity
Source: RefSeq, a predicted model, not a curated record